This is a messenger RNA of Echinops telfairi (small Madagascar hedgehog), 1677 nucleotides long. It is a transcript of the gene UBE2L3, whose product is annotated as ubiquitin conjugating enzyme E2 L3. Lineage: Eukaryota; Metazoa; Chordata; Mammalia; Afrosoricida; Tenrecidae. The transcript has 3 exons. Gene Ontology annotation, molecular function: ubiquitin conjugating enzyme activity. Bases 40 to 450 code for a protein of 136 amino acids. Gene Ontology annotation, cellular component: nucleus. The record is from RefSeq and is a predicted model, not a curated record. Gene Ontology annotation, biological process: ubiquitin-dependent protein catabolic process; protein polyubiquitination.
GUUGAUCAACAGGAGCUUGAAGAAAUCCGCAAAUGUGGAAUGAAAAACUUCCGUAACAUCCAGGUUGAUGAAGCUAAUUUAUUGACUUGGCAAGGGCUUAUUGUUCCUGACAACCCUCCAUAUGACAAGGGGGCCUUCAGAAUUGAAAUCAACUUUCCCGCAGAGUACCCCUUCAAACCCCCGAAGAUCACCUUUAAAACAAAGAUCUACCACCCGAACAUCGACGAGAAGGGGCAGGUCUGCCUGCCUGUGAUUAGCGCUGAAAACUGGAAGCCAGCCACCAAAACUGACCAAGUCAUCCAGUCCCUCAUAGCACUGGUCAACGACCCCCAGCCGGAACACCCACUCCGGGCCGACCUAGCCGAAGAGUACUCUAAGGACCGUAAAAAAUUCUGUAAGAACGCCGAAGAGUUUACAAAGAAAUACGGGGAAAAGCGACCUGUGGACUAAAAUCUGCCACAACGGAUUCCAGCGAGUGUGAGCGGAGGUACCCCAGCAGUGCAUUCAGACCCCCUCCCCCGCAAAGCAGGACUCUGUGGAGAACUGACGCACGCGCCACCGCCCGGCGUCCGCUUGUGGCAGUCACUAACUUUCUACAGUUUUCUUAAUCAAAAGUGGUCUAGACAACCUGUAAAGAAAGGAUUAAAAUUUACCAUGUUCUCCUUCUGCUCUUUGUUUUAAAAGUCACUGCUUCCAUCCACCUCAACAACAAAUGGUGUCUCUUUUUUUGGUCCAAAUUCACCCAAAAGCUCCAACUGAAAGCCAGUAGCCCCUAAGAUUUUAUUUUUGUUUUUUUUAGAGGGGGAGGAAAAAAAGAUAGUGAUUGGCCCUAACCCACCCCUGCCCCCUCCCGUCUCCCAACCCCCACACUCUUGCCUUCAAGUUUAGUGUCUGCUUCUGUUCACCGCCCAGGCCCAGGCUGCCGCCUCCGCCGCCUCAGGUACAGCUGGCACUCGCCUGGCCUUUCCUCCGUGGUGCACUGCCCGGCAUGGGAGCCGGUUCUAGUCCUCCCAGCUCCAUUAUAUAGCAUCCUUAAAGACACACACACACACACACACACACACACACACACACACACACAACACACACACCCCACACACCUUGUUGGGGAGAAAAGAAGGAAGCCCAACUUCUAUGUUAAAAAAAAAAUGCCCGUGAGACCUGGAUGUUGGUUCUGUUAGCUGACCCUCGGUACCUGGGUGGUGACUGACACCUCUGGCCUGGCCCCAGCCUGCUGGGGGAAACCCACAGCAGCAGGUCUGUGGGCCCGAGGAAGACCCCGUACGCCUCACCAGAGAAUGCGCGUCAAGCCCCAGGGCGGCCCUGCUCCCUGCAGCCCUGAAGACGAAGCCGCAAAGUCCACCUGGAACCCCCAAGUGCACCUGUCACCAAGCUCUGAGUGGGCACGGAGCCACCGCAGCCCCUUCUCUGUCCCACUCGACUCAGCUCAGUCUUUUGCGGACUCCGCUUUAGAUGGCACUGGCCUGGAGUUGGCGCCACGCCUGCCGACUCUCCAGGAGCUGGCCGGCCCAGGAACAAGGUGGCUCCCUUGGGACCCACAGCCUUUGCCGAAAUCCAUCUACCGCCUACAGCUCACUCUGUGAGACCCUCUUGAUGUGUUUUAUAUUGUUUUGACUGCCUUUUUUUUGUAGAAAUAAAAAUUGACCUUAGAAUUUA